CCAACCAACACCUCCUGUUCUUCAUGCUCUCUCUUAUUUACUUCCACUUAUGUUCAUGUUUGAAUUCCAUUUCUGCUUUGAGAAGCUGAAAAAUGUGGGCUCAUACUAAUCAUGUCCUCCAUGGUCUUAUGCAAAAACUUUAUCUUUAAUAAACCGAAGCUGCGGCGGAGCUCCUUUUAUCUGCACAGAAAUUCGUCGACAUUAGUUUCUCAACUGGGCGAUACAAGACGGAGGUUUGCCGCCGGGUUCAUCCCAAAUGCCGGGAAACGAAAAAGGGAAAGGAGCUGGUGGCAGAGAUUCUUUUUCGACGAGGAUGGCAAUUGGCUUGGUUUGAAGGAGGAUGACAUGCUGGUGGAGGCGGAGGAUGACUUGGAGAUGGACGGCUCUGAUGAAGGUGAGAAAUUUGAGGCGUGGAAGACGAGGGCUGAAGCAAUCGUGGAGCUGAGGGAAGCACAGCAAGAUAUGACGAACGAGGAGAAUCGCAAGUGGGAGGACUGGCUUGCGGAUUCUAAUUCUACUUCCUGGGAAGCUGUGCAGUCGGAUCCUACUCAAGAAAAGGGCUUGCUAUACUCUCUCACUGAUUUCGUUCUUAGAAAGGAAGAUGACGACGACGACGACGACAUGCUCUAUGAAGACCGUGUUUUCCGCUAUGCCUCACUCAAUUCGGCUAAAUUUUUGGCGGUGUUAAUAAUUAUACCCUGGGCCUUGGAUUUUGUGGUUCACGACUAUCUUCUGAUGCCUUUUUUAGACAGAUAUGUGAAGACUGUACCACUUGCUGCAGAAAUGCUUGACGUCAGAAGAAAUCAAAAGCUUCAAAUGGUUGAGGAAUUAAAAAUUGAGAGAGCAAGAUUUCAUUUUGAGAUGGAAAUUGGUAAAUCUCCACCGCUUUCUGAUGAGGAGGUUUGGUGGGAAUUGAGGCAUAAAGCAUUAGAGCUAAGAGAUGAAUGGAGAUUAGAGAAUCGUAAAGCAUUUGCCAACAUAUGGUCAGAUAUGAUAUUCGGGGUCUCAUUAUUCAUUCUUUUAUACUGCAAUCAGAGUAAAGUAGCUUUGCUGAAAUUUACAGGUUAUAAGAUAAUAAAUAAUAUUUCAGAUACCGGGAAGGCAUUUCUUAUUAUACUUAUCACAGAUAUUUUUUUAGGGUAUCAUUCUGAGUCUGGUUGGCAGACGUUGUUAGAAAUUUUUGUUGAGCAUUACGGGAUUGAUGUUGAUCAGUCUGCCAUAACCAUUUUUAUCUGCCUGAUUCCAGUUGUCAUUGAUGCAUGUGUGAAACUUUGGUUGUUUAAAUUCCUACCAAGAUUGUCCCCCAAGGUGGCAAACAUAUUCCGGGAAAUGAAGCGUCACUAGUAAAAUUCUUUAUUUGGGUUUUCUCUGACUUCUAAGAGAAUUCUGACCAAGAUAGCAUGUACCACCAAGAUUACAUUUUUUGAGUUAUUAUUGUUUGAUUUUUUCCUCGAUUUGGCGUAUAUAGAGGUUUAUCUGGUGUUGUAAAUGUUGAUGAUAAAUAUGAACAAUUUCUCAAGUCUUUAUUCUUCUGUGAGAUUAUAGGACAUUGUAGUUGUUGGGAUAUCAUUCAUACCCAUAAAAGAUCUGUGUACGAUUGAACCUAAAUAUAUGCUUAAUUUUAAGUUUGCAUA
Messenger RNA from Prunus mume (Japanese apricot), 1634 nucleotides. The record is from RefSeq and is a predicted model, not a curated record. NCBI's taxonomy places the organism in Eukaryota, Viridiplantae, Streptophyta, Magnoliopsida, Rosales, Rosaceae.